AUGUCAACCUUUUAGAGAUUUAAAGACGACACAAAGCAACUAUUUCAACUCUAGUAAACAAUUAAAGAAGGAGUUAACAAGGAUAUAUUAGUGAAUCAAACUUUACCUUCUCUAUAUAAAAGAUAGCAAUCAAUUCAAAGCCCUGUAAAGCUACCGAAAAUAGAAAAUGCUAGCAUAAAUAAUCUAAGCAAUUUGAAAUAAAGUAGAAAUUUGUCUCCAAAAGGUUAUAUUAACAAUACAAAUGAAGAGAGGCUUUUCAGAUAGACUCUAAAUAAUUAGAAAUAAGACAUAAACUCAUAUACUAGCAGACAUAGAAGAAACUUUUCCUUUACUAAUACGAUCUUAAAUAAUGUUUCACAGCAAAUUUACAGGGAUUAAUACGAUCAAUAUAAUGGUAUCAUGAUGUAACCAAACAAAGCAAAAUUAUUAAAGAGAAUAAACUAGAGAUCAACAAACUAUACUACAAUCAAAACCACUUUGGAUGGCUCUUUUAAUCAAACAUAUUAGAACAGUCCCAGAACUUCUCUGUUAAAAGAUGACUCUUUACGCAGAGACUAUGAACUUAACGAUUUUUUAUAGUAAGACAAAAGAAUGCGCUUUAACUUAAAGGAGAUGACAACUGAUCAUACUAUAUAGACUACUACUCUUAGAAAAGAAAGACUAAAGAUUUCAAUUGAAAGAAUGAAGCAGAAGGCAUUAAAAUUGCAAGAAACUACGAGGGAGCUAGACAAAAAAUAUCAAUUGAUUGAUGAAUACCAAAGCUAAUUUGGCGUAUAAUUGUCGCCAAGAGAGUUGUAGCAAAUAAAGCUCAACGUUAUCAACAAUUAAAAGCUAUUAUUCAUUUUGUAAAAGCGUAAAGAAAAUGUUAUCUAAGACUAGGCUGCAUACAGAAUAUAGAGGUUUUUUAAGAGAUUCAAAAUAAGACAAAUAUUCAUAAAUGGAUAUAGACAAAGGGUAUAAGCUGCAUUAAAGAUACAAAGAAAAUGGAAAUCAUCUAAAUGGAUAAGACUUAUACCUUAUUUAAAAGGAAGAAGGCGCAAUAUGCAGGCGAUAGUUAUUCAAAAAUAUCUAAGAGGAUACAGAGCUAGAAAAAUAAUUAUAAAGCAAAUGGUAUAGGAAAAGAUAGACAUAAGUUACAAUUAUUUCAAUCAAAUAAAAGAAAAAUUAUACUCAGACGCACAAAUUACAAUUGCAUAUUACUGGAAAAGGUUUAAAAAGAUGUAGUUACUAGAACAAGAAAGAAUCUAAUUAGAGAAAUAGGAGCAAUUGAAAAAGAGCAAGAAAAAAGGUGCACCAGCUGAUCAAGAAAAGGUUUCAUUAGAUAAGUUAUCGAAUCUUAGAUUCCAAAGGUCAAAUCCAGGUCCUCAAAAUUAGGGAACUAAAGGUGGAGAAUCUCUUAAAAAUAACUUAAAUCCAAAUUAAAUCAAGUUGAAAGUUAAUCAAACUCCUAAUAAACCUCAAUAAAACUAGGUUAUAUCAAAUCUUUAAGCAAAAAUAAAAAUUCAAACUCAUAAAUCAGGUAUUGAAGUAACAAAUAUUUAAAAGUUUGAGACUAAGUCACCAGCCCAUAUUAGUAAUUAAAAUCAAGCAAUUCAAGGGUCAUUUGCAAAUGCUAAUGCAAACAGUAACCCUCCUAGUUAAUAACUUUAAUCAAAGAUAAUUGAAUUAAUAAAAAAAGAAUCAAAGCACUCUGAUAGUCAAAACAAUAGUGGACGAAGUUCAGCAGCCCAUUCACCAAUUGAAAGGAAAAAGGACAAAGUAAAAUUUUAAAAUAAGUUACUUUCAAAUGUAAACAGCAGCCAAAGUAGAUCAAUCAUUAUUGAUUAAGAUGCAUAAAAUCAUCAUCUUCAAAAAAGCUUUAAUAGUUCAUAAUUCAACAAAAGUAGGGUAUAAUUACCAUCACCAAUUCAAUAGCAAUAGCAUUAAUAAAUUAAGAAAAAUGAAAUGAUUCAGCCACAAGUUUAAGUCCCUUAAUAAACUGAGCAAAUAUAAUAGGAGUUAGUUUAAUUGACCAUAUAAAAUUUACAAAGUGAAUAGUAAUAGAUAGAAUCAGACAGAGAAAGUGAGACAGAAAGUAACUUAUUACUUAAAGCUAGAAGGGAUGAUGUUUUCAUUGAUAACCAAUUGCUAGAUAAUAGCGAAUCUGAUUUAGAUCCAGAUAAAAUUUAGAAACUUGUGAUUCUCUCUUAAAAAGCUAGUAUGAUUAGAAUUCUAGGGGAUGAAAAUCAAAGUUUAUCAGAAACAUAGCAGCAAGAAUAAUGA
This is a messenger RNA of Stylonychia lemnae, 2262 nucleotides long. The record is from the annotation of a GenBank genome assembly. Lineage: Eukaryota; Ciliophora; Spirotrichea; Sporadotrichida; Oxytrichidae.